GUCGCGCCCGGACGGGCCCAGGUUUUACCAAGAGACAGUACAUCUAACACUUAACUUGGAUCAUCUCUUGUUCAUCAGCUUGAAAAUCAUAACAGCCCCCAAAACUGACAUUUGAUCUGAAAGAAAAAGCUGUGACAAAUGGACAAUAUGUCUAUUACUAACACACCAACAAGUAAUGAUGCUUGUCUGAGCAUUGUUCACAGCUUGAUGUGCCAUCGACAAGGUGGAGAGAGCGAAACUUUCGCAAAGCGCGCAAUUGAAAGUUUAGUUAAAAAGCUAAAGGAGAAAAAAGAUGAAUUGGAUUCUUUGAUUACAGCUAUAACCACAAACGGAGCUCACCCUAGCAAGUGUGUUACGAUACAGAGAACGCUGGACGGGAGGCUGCAGGUGGCUGGCCGCAAGGGAUUCCCUCAUGUGAUUUACGCCCGGCUCUGGAGGUGGCCUGAUCUUCAUAAAAAUGAACUCAAGCAUGUUAAAUAUUGUCAGUAUGCUUUUGACUUAAAAUGUGACAGUGUCUGUGUAAACCCUUACCAUUAUGAGCGCGUCGUGUCGCCUGGCAUUGAUCUCUCGGGACUGACGCUGCAGAGCUCAGCUCCCUCCAGCAUGCUGGUGAAGGACGAGUACGUGCACGACUACGAGGGGCAGCCGUCGCUGUCGUCGGCCGAGGGCCACUCUGUGCAGACCAUCCAGCACCCGCCCAGCAACAGGGCCUCCUCGGAGCCCUACAGCGCCCCGGCCAUGCUGGCCCCCGCCGAGGCCAGCACCACCAGCACCACCAACUUCCCCAACAUUCCCGUGGCCUCCACAAGUCAACCUCCCAGUAUAUUGACAGGUAGCCAUAGUGAUGGACUCUUACAGAUUGCUUCAGGGCCCCAGCCAGGAGCUCAGCAGAAUGGGUUCACAGCCCAGCCAGCCACUUACCACCACAACAGUACCACCAGCUGGACGGGGAGCCGGACGGCCGCCUACACGCCCAGCAUCCCGCACCACCAGAACGGCCACCUGCAGCACCACCCGCCCAUGCACCCCGGACACUACUGGCCAGUUCACAAUGAACUCGCAUUCCAGCCUCCUAUAUCAAACCAUCCUGCUCCAGAGUACUGGUGUUCCAUCGCCUACUUUGAGAUGGACGUGCAGGUCGGGGAGACGUUCAAGGUGCCCUCGAGCUGCCCCAUUGUCACCGUGGAUGGGUACGUGGAUCCCUCCGGAGGGGACCGCUUCUGCCUGGGCCAGCUGUCCAACGUGCACAGAACAGAAGCCAUCGAGAGAGCGAGGUUGCACAUCGGCAAGGGGGUGCAGCUGGAGUGCAAGGGCGAGGGCGACGUGUGGGUGCGCUGCCUGAGCGACCACGCCGUGUUCGUGCAGAGCUACUACCUGGACAGGGAGGCGGGCCGUGCCCCGGGGGAUGCUGUGCACAAGAUCUACCCCAGCGCGUACAUCAAGGUGUUCGACCUGCGCCAGUGCCACCGCCAGAUGCAGCAGCAGGCGGCCACCGCGCAGGCCGCCGCCGCCGCGCAGGCUGCAGCCGUGGCCGGCAACAUCCCCGGGCCGGGCUCCGUGGGAGGCAUCGCCCCGGCCAUCAGUCUGUCGGCCGCGGCCGGCAUCGGCGUGGACGACCUGCGGCGGCUGUGCAUCCUGAGGAUGAGCUUCGUCAAGGGCUGGGGCCCCGACUACCCGCGGCAGAGCAUCAAGGAGACGCCGUGCUGGAUCGAGAUCCACCUGCACCGCGCGCUGCAGCUGCUGGACGAGGUGCUGCACACCAUGCCCAUCGCCGACCCCCAGCCCCUGGACUGACCCCGCCGCCCGGGCAGGCCGCCCUGUAACAUACCCCUCUGUUUAUAACCUGGAGAUAUAUUUUACUUCCCUUCUGCUUAAUCUUCUGAAAACAGGUUUUAAAAAUGUGUUUGCCGCCUUGCUCUUAGCAGAAAGCAUCUGAACGUGCAGGAUUUGGAUUUCAGUUAUUUCCAGAACUCAGUAGUCAUAAUACAGGGCCUACAGUGGAAGGUAAACGCUUUAUAGAGACUUCACAGUGUUGGGUUUGUUCCCUUUGAAACUCUCCUUCCCUAUGGUGGCGUCUUGGUGAUCAGCCUCACGGGAGCCUUUUGUAUGCAGAAUAUAUAUUAUAUAUAUAUUUAUAUCUGAAAAUUCCUUCUAGUAGUUAAAAACAUUUACCUUGUAGCGACUUUAAAAUUCCAACUGAUUUGUGAUGUUCUUUUUAGGGAACAGUAGUUAACAGAAGACUUCUUUAUUUUGUUGAUGAUUGUGUUAUGAUUUUUCCAGGUUAAAGCCUAGCAGCUGCCAAAAAGUGAGGGGAUGACACAUACGUUGUUGGCAUUGAUCAAAAAAUUCUUUCGUUUUUAAAAGGAAAAAAGUCAUCCUAGAUUUUUAUUUCUGUUACCAUGUGAGUUGUAAAACACUAAAGGAAACGGAUAGUUUCAGUGCUGGCACUCGGUUUGAGGUGAGACACCCAGCCCGCAGCGCUGCCACUGGAGUGGGGCUGUGAGUGCCAGUGGCAGGAGCGUGUUUCCACCGUCACUGCUGACUUCUGUGGUUUCACCCGAACCCCAGCAUGUACCACGGCUAAAUCUGCAUGACUCUUUUUACUCGAGUGUCUACGGUAAUCCGUCGGCAUUUAGCACUGGGUUUUUGUAUCUGUUCACCAUUUCCUCUCAGGGCAAGAUGGCAAACCUGUUUUUAUACCUCCUGGUUGUUUCGGCCCUGUGCCGUGGGUGGGUGGCGAUGCUGUGUGCAGGGAGCAGCUGCAGGGCACACACUCCCCUUCCCCUGGCUACAGCACCAAUAAAGGAUGGAAACCCACGCACCAAGCUCGCUUUGCUUUGAUGUGUGCUGCCCCCGAGCCCGCUGCUGCUCCUGCCUUCACUGCUCCUCUCCUGGGGAUAGCUGCUCCUGGCACACGGGGAGCAGGAGCAGGAGCUGCUGGCACACAGAGGGAGCAGGAGCCCUCCUGGCCCUGCGGGGUCUUGCAGCGCUGUCAGCGCAGCUGCAGCAGCACAGGAAUCCUGCAGGAUCGCUCGGGGCCUUCCUGCCCAGCCCCUCGCAGCGGCUCAGGACCCCGAGGGCUCCGGCAGUGCUCGGGUGUCGCUGUUCCCGCACGCUGGAAUUCCUGCGGAGGCAGCCGGGAGCACUGCUCCGUGCUGGGCGUGCAGGCACGGGAGACAGGGGUGGCUCCAGAGCCACGGCCAGAAAUUGAUCCAUUUUCCCCUAUUUUCAUCAUUUCAUUAUUUUCCCUGUUGCCUCCCUCAGGCUGGCUUUCCAUGGGUUCACCUGUUGUCCCCUGGCAGGUGGCAGCCCUGAUCCUUGGGAAGGGCAGUGUCUGCUCCUCGCCCGGGUUUGGCUCUGCGAGGCUGCCUGGCAGGAAAGCUGCACCCCUCGCUUGUGCCAGUCUUGGGCAAAACAGGGAGAGGCUGCUGCAGCCUGCUGCUCUUCCCGCUGGAGUUACAGUCUGAAAGAAUUCACUUGUUAAGGAAAGCUUCUUUACAGAUGUUUUGCAGGUCUCCACCUGCAAAAUGAAUGGAUGGCCCAAAAUGUUCAGAACAGAACAAAACAAUGUCUGGUGAUUUUAUUACAAGAAAUCACUGUAUUUAUGUCAGGAGAAGUCAGAGGCAGUAAAAGCUGAGAAGGCAUUCAUCCUCUCCACCAAGCAGCUCCCAAAAGGGUGCACUUGCAGCUGUUAAAGAACAUGAGACAAUCUUAUUCUUAGUUUUUCAUAUGCUGUUAAAUUAACUUUUGUAUGUUUAUGGCAAGGCAGCACAUCAUGGGCUGGAACCUGCUCAGCAGCAGCAGCACUGAGUUCUUGCCAGGCUUCCUUUGUGUCUGAGAGCUGAGAAAGAGCUGCCGAGGUGAUCCCAGUGCACCCUGAGCAGGGAUCCAGGGAUGCCGAGCUGUCUGCAGCCCUGAAUGGCUCGGUUCAGGUGACCCAACCGGGAUUUACUCAGCUUUCACCGCCUGCUGGCCCUGCUGCUCCCGCGGGGGCUCUGCCCCUUUGUGCUUUCCCUUUGUGCUGCCGAGCUGGGAUUAGCGCUGGGAGGUUUAAUGGGAGCUGGGAUUAGCGCUGGGAGGUUUAAUGGCUUUAUCCCAUCACUGUGAGUGUGGAGAGGGAGGGCAUUCACACUUCACUCACUGCAGGUGCAGCAGAGGAAACCUCCCCACUGGAAUGUUGGGAAGGGCUGAACUCCAGCAGGAAUCCCCGGACGGAGACAAAACCAUUCCUUGCAUCCCUUCUGUGGGUGAGAGCACUGUGCUGGGGCCCUGGAGAGCUGGGGUGAGCAUGGCAGGGGCAGCUCUGGGCCUCGCCGUGGGACCCCCCUGCAGCUCGGGGGCACCGGCUCCCUUCUGCCCGGGAGCCGCCGAGCUCCUGCUGCGAGCUGGGCACGCAGGGCAGCUCCUGCUGCUCACUGCGGGGUGUCACCACCCCCGGGUGCCCCAGCCCGGCUGCUGCGGGGUGUCACCACCCCCGGGUGCCCCAGCCCGGCUGAUGCGGGGUGUCACCACCCCUGGGUGCCCCAGCCUGGCUGCUGCGGGGUGUCACCACCCCUGGGUGCCACAGCCUGGCUGCUGCGGGGUGUCACCACCCCCGGGUGCCCCAGCCUGGCUGCUGCGAGGUGUCACCACCCCUGGGUGCCACAGCCUGCAGACGUCUCUGGUCUCUCCCCAGAGAAGGGCCCCUCAGGAGGGGCUGUCUCACUCCUCUGUCCCUGUCCAACCCUGGCUCCUCCCAGGAUGGAUCCUCAUCCCCAGUUUUCACGCUUUUGUAAGUUUUGGUUCAUUUCCAUGUUGGGAUCGGUUGCCCAAUUCCAGCUCAGGUGAUGCAGUCCCAUCCUCCCAGUUUGCUCUCCUCAAUUCCCCGUGGUUUGCACUUUUUGGGCCUGAGGCUACAGCAGCGUCCUUGGUUCUGGGAUUGUUUUGUCUGACUGAACUCUGAAGAGAACUUGUUACUACUUCAUAUGAAGUCAGUGCAGUACAGGAUCUGGAAACCAGGAAAGCUCAAACUUGAGGCGUCCCCACGGGGGUGACCCAGAGCUGCUCCCGGGGCUGCUGCGGUCCCAAGGACGCCCUUGCUGUGCGAGUGUCCCCUGGUGAGAGCUGUGGCAGCAGGGCCACCCCGAGAGCGCCCCAGGCUGGGCUCUGCUGUGCCUUGCGCGUCUCGCGUCGCUCCCGGACUUGCAGGACUCGCUCACCAGCCCCAGCCGGUGCUUUCUUGCUCAGUAAGUUUUUCUGUCCUUCUGGUGAGGUUUGGUAGCACCCCAAAGCUGUGAUUCAGCUGGAUUGAGAGCUGUGAAGUACCCAUAACCCAAAACUCACCCUGGGAGGGUUUUUCAGGCGUGGAAACCUAGUUAAGCAUUUCUUUUCUUCAGCCAUUGCCUUUUGAUAAGCGGUCAACAGAAUUCCCAGUAGUUCCUUUGUAGCUUCCUGUAUGUUUUCCAUUAGACCUAGUUUGUGGAUAAUAUACUGUAGCUCACUUUCCUGAAAUUCUGUAACAGAGUAUGUUUUUGAUUAAAAAAGUUAAAGAUUCA
This is a messenger RNA of Pyrgilauda ruficollis (rufous-necked snowfinch), 5534 nucleotides long. It is a transcript of the gene SMAD4, whose product is annotated as SMAD family member 4. Gene Ontology annotation, cellular component: heteromeric SMAD protein complex. Lineage: Eukaryota; Metazoa; Chordata; Aves; Passeriformes; Passeridae. Bases 139 to 1794 code for a protein of 551 amino acids. Gene Ontology annotation, biological process: SMAD protein signal transduction; anatomical structure morphogenesis; transforming growth factor beta receptor signaling pathway. The transcript is spliced from 12 exons. Gene Ontology annotation, molecular function: I-SMAD binding; DNA-binding transcription factor activity, RNA polymerase II-specific; RNA polymerase II cis-regulatory region sequence-specific DNA binding. The record is from RefSeq and is a predicted model, not a curated record.